CUUGCGCGAGGGUACUGCGGUUGCGGGCGAAUCCGCAUCCUCCCGAGCCGCCGACAACGUCGCGGCGACAGGUAUAUAAGGGGAGAGGCGACGGCCGAAAGACAUGGAACUUGCUCUCCUGGCAUCUAGUCGGAAGAGAGAACCAGCAUGAACGCUCUGAAGGCUGUCGUGUUCCUCGGCCUCUUGGCCACCUCCUUCGCUGGCCAGGUCGGCCAUGGCCUCGGCUAUGGCCUCGGCUAUGGCGGCUAUGGCGGCCUCGGCUACGGCUACGGUGGCCUCUCCUACGGCACUGGCGUCGGCCACGUGCUCGGUGGAGGCCUCGCCCUCGGCCACGCCGUCGCUGCUCCGGCUGCUGUGACCACCGCCGUCCACCACGCCCCGGCUGUGGCCACUUACUCCGCUCCAGCCGUAACCGCCGUCCACCAUGCUCCGGCAGUCUCCUACGCUGCCCGCCCCGCCGUUGCCGUCGCGCGCUACGCCAGCGCUCCGGCUGUCAGCUACGCCACCGCUCCGGCUCUCAGCUACGCCGCCGCCCCGGCUGUCAGCUACGCCUCGUACGCCGCACCCGCCGUAGCCGCCGUCCAGCACGCUCCGGCCGUCUCCUACGCCGCUCCCGCUGUUGCCGUCGCCCGCCCCGCCGUUUCAGUCACCCGCUACGCCACAGCCCCGGCUGUCAGCUACGCCUCGUACGCCGCUCCCGCCGUAGCCGCCGUCCACCACGCUCCGGCCGUCUCCUACGCCGCUCCCGCUGUUGCCGUCGCCCGCCCCGCCGUUACCGUCGCUCGCCAAUCCUACACCGUCGCCUCUGCCCCGGCUGUUAGCUACGCCUCGUACGCUGCUCCCGCUGUCUCCUACGCUGCCGCCCCUGUGGCCGUUGCACGCCCCGCCGUUUCAGUCGCCCGCUACACCGCCCCGGCUGUCAGCUACGCCUCCUACGCCGCUCCCGCCUAUGCCGUCGCACGUCCCGCUGUGGCUGCCGUCCAAGCUGCCCCAGCCGUGACCACCGUCCAAGCUGCCCCAGCCGUGACCACCGUCCACGCUGCCCCAGCCGUGACCGCCGUCCACGCUGCCCCAGCCGUCUCCUACGCCGCCGCUCCCGCCGUGACUGCUGUGCACGCUGCCCCAGCCGCUGUCAGCUACGGCAGCGCUCUCGGCUACGGCAACGCUCUCGGCUACGGCAGCACCUUCGGCCACGUCCUCGGCGGUGGUCUCGCCCUCGGCCACGCUGUCGCUGCCCCGGCUGCCGUCUCCACCACCGUUCACCACGCCACUCCGGCGUUUGCCACCGCCCCAGUUGCCACCUAUGGUGUUGGCUACGGCCACGGUCUGGGCUACGGUCUCGGAUACCACGGCCUCGGCUAUGGUCUCAGCUCUGGCUACGCCCUUGGUGGCUACAACUACGGCCUCGGUGGCUACACCUACGCCCUCCACAAGAAGAAGUAAACGCUGAGAGCAAGGAGAUAGGCGACACCGCUAGGAAGGAUCGCGUCAGGACCGGCUGGCAAGACCUGCACUUCAGACUAUUUAUGCUGGUUCUCCGUGUUCCGAUAAUAAAAGGUUGUCAGAAUGAAAACAA
This is a messenger RNA of Dermacentor albipictus, 1576 nucleotides long. Its product is annotated as cuticle protein-like. Lineage: Eukaryota; Metazoa; Arthropoda; Arachnida; Ixodida; Ixodidae. The record is from RefSeq and is a predicted model, not a curated record.